AUGUGGUUGACCUGCACGUACGACCUUGACGGAGGGACACUAGGUCAGUUACGGUGGCAGGAUAAGGAUAAUGUCAAUGUUGCCACAGCUACUCCUACAUCUGAUUAUCCGUGUUAUACAUCAGCUCCUGAGAACUACCGUAUAGACUGUAACCUAGCCUCUUAUGAAGUCAGACUGGGAAUCCUCAACCCUGUACACGGUGAUACAUACAGCUGUAGUGUCUCCCUGUCCGACUUUACACUGAUAGGACCAGUUCCUACACUGGUGUACGCUGUAGAUAGACGAAAGAUAAUCAGAAAGAGGACAUCCAAAGACAGAGAUCAUGUGACUAACCAAGGUGUGAGUCUGUCUCGUCCAGGAGGAGAACAACAUGGCAAUCCAAAUAAGGGAACACAUUUUGAUGAUACUAACCUAGAGGAACAAGAACAAACACCGAGCUAUGAGAACUUUGGUAGUAAUGCUGCAGCCUACAUAAAUGUUCAAGUUUCCACUGACGACAGACAAACGUAUGAAUCCCUUGACACAGGAACCAGUACUACCAUGUAUGAAAACUUCAAAGACUACAGAAAUGUUCAAGUUUCCACUGGCGACAGACAAACGUAUGAAUCCCUUGGCACAGGAACCAAUACUACCAUGUAUGAAAACUUCAAAGGACCAGCAGGCAACGCAUACGAAAAUACGGCUUAAAGAUGAAGAGUCAAUGGAGGCAACAUGUGUCAAUACUGCGUUCACUAAAUGUGUUAACUAAACAUAUGCACUAAUGCUGUGCAUGUCUUAUUUGCACGUGAUGAACCUUACUUGUAUGCCUGAAUAUGAUGAAGGGCACAGUUGUCAAGUGUUAUGUAUUAUUCAAUAUUGUUGAAAUUAACAUAAAAACGCUUGGGGAAUAUCUUUAUGUUUAAAACAGCUAUAAUCAGAAUACCAAUAUAUAUAUGCAUUUACAAAGAGAAUCAAACGAAAAUAUGUUAAUCUAUUAAAACCAAGUCUUAAUUCAUGUAGUUCUGUGUAAUUCCAAAUCAAUAUUACUGUAAAAACAGUUGUUUUCCAUUUCUUAUUGUGUAUCUUUUUAUUUUGACGUCAUCAGUUUUGUAUUUAUGUGUACUUUUGAUCAUUGUCUUUUAUGACUUCAUCAAUCUAUGUUGUUUUGACGUAACCAUGACACACAGUGAUGACGUCACAAAUAAAUCAUUUAUCUACCUGAAGUUUCAAAGAAUAUUGUUAUUGGUUUUUGUAUUCUAUAUAUAGAUAAA
Messenger RNA from Pecten maximus, 1250 nucleotides. RefSeq lists its product as uncharacterized. The coding region runs from base 1 to 687 and encodes 228 amino acids. NCBI's taxonomy places the organism in Eukaryota, Metazoa, Mollusca, Bivalvia, Pectinida, Pectinidae. The record is from RefSeq and is a predicted model, not a curated record. The transcript is spliced from 10 exons.